Messenger RNA from Limulus polyphemus (Atlantic horseshoe crab), 669 nucleotides. RefSeq names its product gamma-aminobutyric acid receptor subunit alpha-5-like. NCBI's taxonomy places the organism in Eukaryota, Metazoa, Arthropoda, Merostomata, Xiphosura, Limulidae. Gene Ontology annotation, molecular function: extracellular ligand-gated monoatomic ion channel activity. Bases 229 to 669 code for a protein of 146 amino acids. Gene Ontology annotation, cellular component: membrane. Gene Ontology annotation, biological process: monoatomic ion transport. The transcript is spliced from 5 exons. The record is from RefSeq and is a predicted model, not a curated record.
CGACCCUCCCAGGUCUACCAAAAGACCAAUCAGAGGAACCACCACGACCCUCCCAGGUCUACCAAAAGACCAAUCAGAGGAACUACCACGACCCGCCCAGGUCUACCAAAAGACCAAUCAGAGGAACCACCACGACCCUCCCAGGUCUACCAAAAGACCAAUCAAAGGAACCACCACGGCGACAGGGCGCGCCUAAAUGAUAAGGUCCUGGAAGUACCUACUUUCAAAAUGAAAGAACCUAGAGUAAUAUCCAUCAUGUUGCUUAAUGUGUGUAUUCUAUCAGGUAAAAGUCAAGAAAAUCUAGACCUAGAUGGUAUUCUUCCGGAAAACCCUAGAGAUUACGACCGACUCCAACCUCCAAAAGAAAAUGGGGAAUCAACUAUUGUGAGGUUCCACAUAACUGUUCUGAGCUUGGACACGGUGGAUGAGGAAUCAAUGACCUACGUUGCGGACAUCUUCCUGUCUCAAAGCUGGAAGGAUCACAGACUUCGACUUCCAGAAAACAUGACCAGCUAUUAUCGUCUUCUACCCGUCAGCUGGUUGAAACGUAUGUGGAGACCGGACUCUUUCUUCAAGAAUGCCAAGAAGGUCACGUUUCAGGAGAUGACCAUUCCCAAUCACUAUAUUUGGUUGUACUACGAUAAAACUAUUCUUUAUAUGGUGAAGUAG